AUGAAAACUGUCGGCAUUUUUCCCGCCUCAGGGGGUCUAGGAGGGAGCACCAUCGCCCAUCUGCGCAAAAUAUUCCCUGGCGAUCAUCUCAUUCUUAUCAGUCGUCAUCCUGAAAACCAGCCAGCAGAGUAUUCGCAAGGCGGUGUUCGUCUUCGCCAAGCAUUCUACGAGUCUUCACCGCAGGAGUUGGAGAAAUCGUUCAAAGAUGUCGAAGUUCUCUUCCUCAUCUCAUACCCAAGUCACGUCCGUGACUACAGGGUCCAGGUUCAAAUCCCAGCUGUUGACGCAGCUGUGAGGGCUGGCGUCUCUCACAUUUUCUAUUCAUCCUUGGCAUUUGCCGGCCCCGUCUCGAGCAGCUUGUCCAAGGCCGAAGUGAUGCAGGCGCACUUGGUGACGGAGUCUCACCUGAAGUUUCUUGCAGCCAAUAACCCGAAAUUCACUUUUACAUCCAUCCGGGAGGGUCUCUACUCGGAGUCGUAUCCCAUAUACACGGCCUUUUUUGAUGCUGCAAAUCCAAGCUCGGAAAUACGCAUACCGCACGAUGGCAAAGGGCCCGGCGUGGCAUGGGCCAAAAGGGAUGAACUGGGAGAGGCGACGGCGCGGCUCAUUGCGCAUUAUUCCGGUGCGCACGUCGCAGGCCUGGAGAGCAUUGAAAUGGCAAAUCGAAUACUGCUCUUGACCGGUCCGAAAGUGUGGACGCUUGAGGAGACGGUAGAGCAGCUGAGCAAAUGUGUGGGCAAACCCGUUGCGAUUCGCGAGGUCAGCGUAGAUGAGUACGUUUCGCAACUACAAGUCACUGCAGUUUUUGGAAGCCAAGAAAAGGCUACCACAUGGGCCACUGCGUGGGAGGCUAUCAAGGCUGGAGAGACUGCGGUGGUCACACCAUUGUUGGAGCAGGUACUCGGUAGGAAGCCGGAGGACUUUGAAAUUACCCUCAAGAACCACUUAGGCGCAUCUCACAAAUGAAUAGCAACUCAUCAAGUCUUUCAAGCAAA
Pyricularia grisea is the source of this 995-nucleotide messenger RNA. RefSeq lists its product as uncharacterized. The transcript has 2 exons. Bases 1 to 966 code for a protein of 321 amino acids. The record is from RefSeq and is a predicted model, not a curated record. NCBI's taxonomy places the organism in Eukaryota, Fungi, Ascomycota, Sordariomycetes, Magnaporthales, Pyriculariaceae.